AUGUACAAGAUUGAAACCCUUCUUCAGGUUAGGCUAGUGGGUCUGAUGGAUGUGGGUGUUCCAAUUGAUAAAACUGAUCUUGAGGCCUCAGAUACUUCUUUCUUCCAGGGUUUUCACAUUCCUACUAAAAUUAACAAAGAUACCGUUGAAAUCAUAAACCCUAUUAAGUUCACUAAGAAUGCGGAAAUUGGUUUGGUCCUGGAGAAGUAUAAGGAUAGCAUGAUCAUUUUGUUUAUGGAUAUGCAAUUAAAAGUUGAUGGGGUUGGUCUUUUGAGGAAGGAAGUGGAGAUGCAGGAAGAAGCUCUGAACAAUUCUUCUAAAACUAACUAUAAGCUUGAGUGGGCAACACGCAAGCAUCAACAUGAACUGGAGAGAACCAUUGCAAAUUUGAGGGUUGCUGUAAUGGAGACUAAGGAGUAUGGACUGGGCUCUAUUGAAAUCGGAUGUGUCAUGGCUUACAAUCGCCAUACAAAUAACUGCUAUGCUAGCAUGGCCAGUCAUCAAGGAGGAAGCGUUCGUUUUCCUAGUAUGCCCAGUCAUGUGGUGAACUACAUUUCACAUGAUGAUGAGAUGGUGAGUAGUACAUGGGAUCAAUUGGGAUACACAAAGAAGCGUUCAAUGAGUAUGAGGUUUCACACUUGGUUCCAUGAAAAGUAA
Molecule: messenger RNA, 657 nt
Organism: Lactuca virosa
Lineage: Eukaryota; Viridiplantae; Streptophyta; Magnoliopsida; Asterales; Asteraceae
Source: the annotation of a GenBank genome assembly